GACUCGCCUUGCAGCGGGGCGGGCCGGAGGGGCGCGCCGGGAAACGUUUUCAAACCCGACCGGCCAAAGCCCCGAACCCUGGCCCGAGCCCCGGUGCGCCCCACUGGGCAGGAGCCCCGGCCAGCCCCGUGGGGUGCAGCCCCAGACCCCGCUGCCCGGGAGCUGAGCUCCGGGGCCCCGAAGCGGGAGCGGGUUUCCAGGAGCGGCUCUGUGGGAGCGGGACAGCAGGACGUGGGGCACCUGGGAGAGAAACGCAGUUAUUCCAGCGUCAGCCUUGGUGGGCCGCAGCCCACUUCACUGGCUGCAGAGACUGGAGCAUAGGCUCUUUGGGGGAUUGCAUUUCUCCAGUUCCUGUGUUGCUGAUACGAUGAGAAAUUUGAAGUUACUGUACGCUCGAGAGCAUGGGCCUGUCCCGGCUUUGGGGAGUCCUCAGUGUUUCUGCCUCCGUGCAGACCAAGGGACGCUGCUCAUUGGCUCAGAAUAUGGGAUCCUGGAGCUGGACCCAGCCAUUCGAGGGGUGACGAAUGAAAUUUCCUUGACUGUGGAUGGUUUUCUGCCAGAAGAUGGAAGUGGCCACAUUGUGGGCAUUGAAGAUCUGCCAGAUCAGGAGUGUGUGUGUGUUGCUACGGCAGCUGGAGAUGUUAUACUGUGCAACCUCAGUACAAAGCAGCUCGAAUGUGUUGGGAGUGUGGACACUGGUCUGACCACCAUGAGCUGGAGUCCUGACCAGGAGCUUGUCCUGCUGGUUACAGGUCAGCAAACUCUUAUUAUGAUGACAAAGGACUUUGAACCAAUUACUGAAAGGGAGAUCCACCAGGAUGACUUUGGGGAAGGAAAGUUCAUCACUGUUGGUUGGGGUAAAAAGGAGACACAGUUCCAUGGAUCAGAGGGCAAACAGGCAGCUCAUCGCAAGCAAACGGAAGUGCCACCUGCUUCAUCCUCUGAUGAUGGCCGACCCCGAGUCACCUGGAGAGGAGAUGGGCAGUUUGUAGCAGUGAGCGCUAUUUGUCCACAGACAGGAGCCCGGAAGGUCAGAGUGUGGAGCAGGGAGCUGGUCUUACAGUCGACAAGUGAGCCUAUCCCAGGACUAGAACAAGCACUGGCGUGGAAGCCCUCUGGAAGCCUGAUAGCAUCCACACAGGAGAAACCCAACAAACAUGAUGUUGUCUUCUUUGAGAAAAAUGGUCUCCUUCAUGGGGAAUUCACCCUCCCAUUUCAGAAAGGCCAAGCCAAGGUUAACGAGCUGCUUUGGAACUUAGACUCUACCAUCCUGGCAGUUUGGCUGGAAGAUCUUAAGAAAGAAAAGAACUCCGGGACAAACACCUAUGUUCAGCUCUGGACAGUGGGGAACUAUCACUGGUACCUGAAGCAGAGCCUGCGUUUUGGCAGCGCUGAGAAAAGCCAGCUCGUGUCACUGCGGUGGGACCCUGAGAUCCCACGUCGACUGCACGCUCUCUGCAGGGGGUGGCACGCCCUCUGCUACGACUGGCACUGGAGCACCGACCGCAGCACUGGGGAGGAGAGCCGCCGCGUGGCCAGCGUGGCCGUUAUUGAUGGAGAUAAGGUGCUAGUAACGGCCUUCCAGCAUUCUGUGCUGCCUCCGCCCAUGUGCACCUUCCAGCUCCAGCUCCAGCAGGCGGUGAACCAGGUCGCAUUCCACACAGACCCCGCAAAGAGCGCAGACCUUGCUGUCCUCGACGCCAGCAACAGGAUCUCCAUUUACAGAGUUGGUGACGGCACUGUGAAAGACCCCACUGUUACAUUGGGAGGAAGUGGAUUUAAAGCUUCUGUUGAAACACCUCAUCUGGAAAAAACCUACAGAGUUGAGGUGUGCGGCGGCAGCAAGCAGGUGAACCCACUAGCGUUCCGGCUUUUCACUUGGCUGCAGGACGACACCUUCUUGGCAGUCAGCCAGGGGCAGCUUGCCACGCACUCCGUCAUCCACCAUCUGACAGGAGGUCCUGAGGCAGAGGGAGGGUGCCUACAUCUCCGUUUGUCUGUGCCUGUGGAUGGGGAUGUGAUCAGCCUGUGCUAUAAUCCGAAGACCAGCGCAGUAGCUCUGCAGCUAGCUGAUGGGCGGAUACUGAAGUACCUCUGUGAGGCUCCCACUCCAGCCCUCGAACCUUGGACGAGCCUCAGUGGCUCUGCUGUGCGAUUCCCUUCUCCAUGUGUGCAGACUGCACUGGCCGUGAUUGGUGGAGAAGAGGCCAUCCUGGGUCUGACUGAGCGAUGCCGUUUUUUCAUUAAUGAUGUGGAGGUGGCUUCCAACAUUACCUCAUUUGCCAUAUAUGAUGAGUUUUUGCUGGUGACCACCCACUCCCACACCUGCCAGUGUGUAUCUUUGAGGGACACAUCACUGAAAGUUCUGCAGGCAGGCUUCAGCAGCUCCUCUACUCCCAACGAGACACUUCGCAAGGUGGAGCGAGGCUCCCGCAUAGUCACCGUUGUACCCCAGGACACCAAGCUCAUCCUGCAGAUGCCAAGAGGAAACUUGGAGACUGUUCACCACCGAGCCCUCGUUCUGGCCCAGAUUCGGAAGUGGUUGGACAGGCUUAUGUUUAAAGAAGCAUUUGAAUGUAUGAGGAAGCUGAGAAUCAACCUCAACCUUCUUUAUGAUCACAAUCCCAAGGUUUUUCUGGAAAAUGUGGAAACCUUCAUAAAACAAAUAGAUUCCGUGAAUUACAUCAACUUAUUUUUCACCGAGUUGAAAGAAGAAGACUUCACAAAGACUAUGUACCCAUCUCCAGUUAGCAGCAACGUCCAGCUACAACAGUGUCCUGAUCAGAAAAAAGUAGACCUUAUCUGUGAUGCAAUGAGAGCUGCCAUGGAAAACAUCAAUCCUCAAAAAUACUAUCUUUCAAUACUGACAUCCCAUGUGAAGAAAAGCACCCCAGAACUGGAAAUUGCCCUCCAAAAAGUGCACGAGCUGCGAGAGACUGUUUCACCAGCAGCUGAGGGGGUGACUGCAGAGGCAGCGCUGAAGUAUCUGCUCUUCCUGGUUGACGUCAAUGAACUGUACGAUCACUCCUUGGGCACAUACGACUUUGAUCUGGUUGUCAUGGUGGCAGAGAAGUCUCAGAAGGACCCUAAGGAGUACCUGCCAUUCUUAAACACCCUCCGGAAAAUGGAAACCAACUAUCAACACUACACUAUAGACAAAUAUCUGAAAAGGUACAAGAAGGCACUCUGCCACCUCAGCAAAUGUGGUCCAGAGCACUUCUCUGAAUUUCUGAACUUGGUGAAGGAUCAGAAGUUGUAUAACGAAGCCCUGAAGUUGUAUCCACCUGAUACUCCAGAACACAAGGCUGUCGGCAGUGCCUUUGGGGAGCACUUGAACCAGAAGCAUCUGUAUGAGCAGGCUGGACUGAUCUUUGCCCGCUGCGGUGCAUUUGAGAGAGCCCUCGAUGCCUUUCUGAGCAGUGGCAGCUGGCAGCUGGCCCUUUGCAUGGCCUCUCGGCUUGGUUACACGGCAGAUCAGCUGGCUGGCCUUGCAAGGAGCCUGGCAGGAAAACUAGUUGAACAGAAGAAACAUGCUGAGGCAGCCAUACUCCUGGAGCAGUAUGCACAGGACUAUGAAGAGGCUGUGCUCCUGCUCUUGGAAGGGACCAUCUGGGAAGAAGCCUUGAGACUAAUUCACAAAUACGGCAGACUAGACAUUCUGGAGACCAACUUCAAACCUGCUAUCCUAGAAGCCCAGAGAAAUUAUUUGGUGUUUCUGGAGUCUCAGAAAACAACGUUCACUCGCCACAGAAAGCGCCUCCUGGUGGUUCGAGAGCUGAAGGAGCAGGCCCGCCAAGGGCUACUGGAUGAUGAGACACCAAACUGUCUGGAGGCAGACCUUAUUUCCGAAACCAGCAGCAUCGUGACAGCCAGUGACAUGAGUGGCAAAUACUCGCAUAGUAACUCGAGGAUAUCUGCCCGAUCCUCCAAGAACCGUCGCAAGGCAGAGCGCAAGCAGCACAGUCUGAAAGAAGGAAGCCCUCUGGAGGAUCUGGCCCUUCUAGAGGCCUUGGGAGAAAACAUCCGCACUACUGAGAACAUGAAGGGUGAAGUGCACAGCUUAUUAAAGGGGCUUGUGCUCUUUGGCUACGAUGAGCUGGCCAGGGAGCUGCAGCAGGCCCUGGAAGAGGCUUUGCAGUUGAUAGAGAGGUCACUCCCGGAAAUCUGGACCACAGACCUGCAACAGAAUCCUGCUAACCCAGUCCUGGGCCCCAAUUCAACUGCAAAUAGCAUUAUGGCUGCCUAUCAACAGCAAAGAAUUGCAGCUCCUGCAGUACAAGAUGCAGAACUUCUUAUUCCUCCAAAACUCAAUAAAAAUAUCCAGUGGAAACUGAAUCUCUUACAGUAACCUGAGGCCAAGAAAUCUUGCUGGACUCUCAACUGUAGUUUAUUGUGAGCUCAUUGCUUCCCCUUCAUUUUGUUCUUACACUUACACAGCCACACAAACUGUAGAUCUGUUCUCGCCAACCCUGGAGAACAAGAAGAGAGGCAGUCCCCAUAGAGAAGUCCUUACUGGUGCUGUCUGAGUUGGACAUCUGCCAACUCUCUUCCUCUCUCCUUUUGCAGCUCUGGUGCAUUGCACCUAAGACCGCUUCCGAGCCAGCUGUCCUGGCUGCAGUACGUCCCUGCUGCCAUGGCUGUGCAGAGACUGCAGUCGUUUUACAUCGCCCAGGUUCACUCUUUUUGGAUCCUGUGUCCCUGGAGUCCAGGUGAUGCAUUUUUUAAGAAUGUUCAACAGAGCCACUGCCUCCCUGCUGCACUGAGCUUUGUUUUCCCAUUUGACGUUGGGUGGCUGUUACAAGACGUUAGCCAAAUCCUGUCCAGUCAAUCCCCGGUCCCACCAUUGACUGCACUGGAGCUACUGUACACUAGGCAACUAGGUCCUCAGCUGGUGCAUCUGUGCCAGUUUACACCAGCAGCAAGUAUGGCCCUAGGUUUACACUGCUGUACAUGAGCAGAUUAUGGCACAUUGUGCUUUGUCAGAGUGAUUACUGUACAGAACCUCUUCUCUUCCCAAAACAUGGCAUAAUAAAGAUGAUAUUGCUUAAACUGUC
Caretta caretta (loggerhead turtle) is the source of this 5054-nucleotide messenger RNA. The record is from RefSeq and is a predicted model, not a curated record. Lineage: Eukaryota; Metazoa; Chordata; Testudines; Cheloniidae.